AUGGUAACAACUGAGCGCCACAAUAGCUUUGAUCCUAAAUGCAUCACAUCAGGGAUUCCAUUGUUACCUUUUACCAAUCAAGUGGGCGGUCAUACACCUUUCUUUCGAUUCUCAAAGAGAGCCAUCUGCAAACCAGCUGCACCCAAGGAACAGGAGUUUUACGUCCAUCUUGAAUCCAAUCAUCCAGAGCUUCUGCCAUUUUUGUCGCAAUAUCUCGGCUUACUGAACGCCACAUAUUACCAAGACAGCCGGGCCCUGUUGCCAGAAGUCAUUUUCGAUGAUAAUGAACAGCUUUUGAAGGACUGGUACUCACUGGGCAACCAGCAGAUCGACAGAGGCACAGCUGCUACACCCGACAUUCUGAAUGAUGAUUUCCAGCAGUGGUCUCCUAACGCCGAUGAAUGCAACUCGAGAUUCACAGAGUUUCGCAAACGAGUGCUGUGCGAAGUAUUCAAUCCAAGUGCACUUAGAGAACGUAUGAAAUUGCAACAGGACGCUUUGGAGCAACAAGAACUGCAGCAACAGCAGGACGCAGAGGCGGCUCCAGCCAUAGAAAAGAUGACCAUUCAACUCAAGUCAGUGUUGGGUGACAACAAUGCUAAAUCCAGCGAGCCACUGUACAACGAGCCUAUGAGCUUGACUACGCCAAGUCUACCUUCCCUGCAUGAACAUCAGAACGGCGAAGCCAUCAUGUCCAGCUUGGAUAUAAGUCGCAAAGGUAGUACGACCAGUCAUGCUUUCAAUCACAAUGACGACGACAGCGACAAUGUAUCAUCUGCUCGCUGGCAAUUAAGAAGGACGCCCACAAAUCCCUGGGGCCAACAAGUGUAUGAAAGAGACAGACUGAAACUGCAGCAGCUCAAUGAGGGGAACGUGGUGAAGCAAUUCAUACUAUUGGAAGACCUUACAGACAACAUUCGGUGUCCCUGUGUGCUUGAUUUAAAGAUGGGCAACCGUCAUUACGGUGUCUUUUCGAAUGAGGUCAAGAUGAAGAGCCAGACAUCCAAGUGCAUAAACUCGACAAGCCGCCAAUUAGGCGUUCGAAUUUGUGGUAUGCAGGUGUAUAAACGAGAUGAAAAGAGAUUUGAUUUUCAUGAUAAAUACAUGGGAAGACUACUGGAUGAAGAGGGAUUCAAGAAGAAUUUGGUGGAUUACUUGGAUGGUCGAUUGAACCAUAUUCCUGUGUUGCUGAAAAAGCUGAAUCGAUUAGCCCGUAUUAUCAGGUCCUUGAAGGGAUACCGAUUUUAUGCCUCGUCGUUGCUGCUGAUAUAUGAUGGUGGCAAGCCAGAAAACUCCGAGGAUUGUAGAAUAGAUGUGCGAAUGAUUGAUUUUGCUAAAUGCGUGUCGCCUGAAGAUGAUACUGCAAGCUUUACAUAUCCACCAGAGAACCCUGAUGGACCUGAUGAAGGCUAUCUAUUGGGAAUAUCCUCAUUAAUAGAGAAAUUUACAGAGAUCCACAAUGAGCAGUAA
Messenger RNA from Mucor velutinosus, 1470 nucleotides. RefSeq lists its product as uncharacterized. The record is from RefSeq and is a predicted model, not a curated record. Lineage: Eukaryota; Fungi; Mucoromycota; Mucoromycetes; Mucorales; Mucoraceae. Gene Ontology annotation, biological process: phosphatidylinositol phosphate biosynthetic process; inositol phosphate biosynthetic process. The transcript has 2 exons. Gene Ontology annotation, cellular component: cytoplasm; nucleus. Gene Ontology annotation, molecular function: inositol hexakisphosphate kinase activity. The coding region runs from base 1 to 1470 and encodes 489 amino acids.